Molecule: messenger RNA, 1026 nt
Organism: Rhipicephalus sanguineus (brown dog tick)
Lineage: Eukaryota; Metazoa; Arthropoda; Arachnida; Ixodida; Ixodidae
Exons: 4
Coding region: 315-971 (218 amino acids)
Source: RefSeq, a predicted model, not a curated record
CCUCGCCUUCGCCGCCGCCGCCUCGAGCGACCAGACACUUUCGUCGCCGUCGUCUCACACCGUCGCCUCGCCGACGAACAGCCACCGCUUAAGCCGGCCCGGGCAAGGACCACGUGAAGGACUCCACGCGGCAACGGAACACGGUUUCGCGUGCGCGGGCCGAAAAGCGCGCCAACCUCCUCCUCACCUUCCCCCGAGGCGGUCGUCGAACGCGGUGGUUGGGAAAGGAGGCGAGGCCUCCCACCCUUCCACCAUAAAGGAAGCGCCGGAGGCCAACCGCGCGGCCGCCACAUCCAGAGACGGCGGUGAACGCGAUGAAAGUCGGCACUGCAGCGACGAUGUUGAGAGCGGCGGCCCCCCGGCUGCUCUCCGUGUGGCUGGCGCUGUGGCUGGCGACCGGCGUCGAAGCCGUCCUACUCGGAAUGCUGCUACGCCGGAGCACCCUGGGCUCCAUGAUACCCAAGCCGUCCAUCAAGAUAUACCGUGACCUGGAGAACGGCCACGGGUCCGGCCUGCGGUCGGGCUUCAAGGUGGGCAUCGACGCCACCUUCGGCGGCAGCAACUCGAAGGAGCAGAAGCAGGAGUACGACGACGCCCUCGGGGACAGGUACCACCACCAUCAACACGACGACUACAAGCUGCAGCAAGGGGACUACGACCUGCACAGGUACCAGAAGAGUCCCUCCAUCACUGUGGAAAUUAGAGCACGAGAACCACCCGAACCGCCGACCACCGAGCCACCACCUCCGAAGGGUUUCUCGCUGAGGCGGAUCGUCAAACGACGCCGCAAGGGACGACGCACCACGACGCCACCGCCUCUGACACUACCGCCGCCGCCCCCACCGCCGCCUGACAUGUCCCUGGUACCCACCUACCGCAAGGAGCUCAUGUACCCGGAGUACGCGUUCGGCCCUUACAAGGGACACACGCUCAUGGGAUUCACCUACGACGGACAGGACUUCAAGAGCUAGCAGCCUCCUCAAGAAGAAAGUCUCGUAUAUGCGCUCUCUUCGACGGAACGACGCA